CCAUAGCGAAAAAGCAAUUUGUGUUAAAUUAAAAUCAAUAAAAAGACAACUUGCAUUCGUGACGUUCAUUUCGCGGUGCAUGCAGUGGCCCCAUGACGUAUGAGUAAUGUAGAUGUCCAAGCAGCCCUCGUUCGUGUCGCGCAACCUUGUGGCCAUCGUGAUGAUCCCCAGUCUGGUGGGGAUCCAUCUGGGCUGGAGCUACAUGCAGAGCAACAGGAAACUGGUCACGGAGGCGGAACAGAUCGACAUGCCGCCGGUUACGUUUGCCAGGUUCGUGUGGAACAAGCUGACGGGCGGCGGAAAUUCGGCAGAGUGACUACCCUUUUUGUGAUGAGCUUAAGACAUACAAUCUAUUUAUUGUAUAGAAUAAUUAAAACUACAUACAAACGGUAUGGUACAAUCAGCUA
This is a messenger RNA of Drosophila subpulchrella, 407 nucleotides long. RefSeq lists its product as uncharacterized. The record is from RefSeq and is a predicted model, not a curated record. Lineage: Eukaryota; Metazoa; Arthropoda; Insecta; Diptera; Drosophilidae. The coding region runs from base 113 to 316 and encodes 67 amino acids. The transcript is spliced from 3 exons.